UAAUUCAUGAACACAUUAUAAAACCGAAAUUCAAUGUAGACAGGUGCGUCGCGAGGCCGGCGCGCGCGCAGUGCUCUUUAGUUUACAGCGUAAUGACUCGAUGCCGUUUCGCAUUUGUCGAUAUUGUUAUCGCCGUAGUUGGUUCUCUAUGAUUAAAUGAUUUGUACAGGUGUUGAGUUGUGGAACACUUGUGGCGACACUCGUUGAUAAAGGUUUCUAAAUAUCAGUGCCAUGGGAAAUACCUAGAACAAUUUGUGACCUACAUAAGUGUUGAGUUGGUGAAUGUAUAUUAAGUGUGAUCGCGGUGACAAAACUACUCCAACAUGGAUCGAUUUAGGCAAAAAACUAAGAAGGAAAAGCCGUUGAAACAUGUCGACAAGGACAACACUCCUUCAUUUAUCGCGGACGUGAAAUCUAUAAAGGAGAAUUUGAAGAUAAAAGAAAUACUUCGAACAGUGAAAAUGAAUAGCAGCAUGAGAGUUAAGGCGCCGCGAGGAAGUAAGGUGAUGAAUACCAAAGAUUUUAAUGACAACGAUGACCUUUUUGAUGAUGACUUAAACAGUGACUCGUCAGAGCAGCAACCAUCAGAAGAGCCUACGAGUGCAACAAAUCUUGAUGUGAUUGUUGCUGGCCAAGAAACAGAAAAUAACGACUCAGGUACUGGUAACGAAAGGUCCAUGGUUGGCGAUGUGCCAGAACUUGAAAUUCCUGAAAAGGAAAAUACUGGAGACAAGGAUGUUCAAAAGGUAGACUCUUUAAAAGGUAGUUCGGAGAAAAUACAAGAAACGCAGAUAGUUGAACAUCCUGAACCUGAAAUCCAACGAAAUCCACUUGAAAGUGAAGUCACUCUCAACCGCACAACAAGUCAUUACGCCACUCCUGACGUCAAGUUCCGCGUCGACAACGCGAAUCUGAAAAGUCGGGACAGAAAAUUAUCCCUUGACCAUACGAUGUUGUCUCGGCGGGAAGGUUUAUCGAAGUCUGAACUUGACCUUAAUUCAAUAGGAAAAUCCCCAUUGGAAAGAAAAUCUUCAUUCUUUAGAAAAAAGAUGGACAGCUUUCUUAAGAACACGACGGAAAUUUUUAAGAGGCAGUCUCAGGGUAGCAAACCUCAGGCCAUACAGCGCAAAGGUUCCAUGUCGGUGUCUCUUCAGUCAUUAAAUGAGAACACCGCAGACUACGGGAGCAUGAUGAAAAAUCAAGGUAGCAUUACGAGCCUGCAGUCGUCUUCAACAGUGGGAUGCAGUACUUCAAGUUUGUCGACGAACCACGGUCCACCUGCUGAGACUGACAGUCUGGCUGGCAGUCAACCAACACUGUCUGCCAGUCAACCCAUCGGUGACACCGCCUGUGACAGCGUCCACAGUCUGAAUGAAGCGUAUAUCCAGGAGUCGCUGCUGAACUCCCGCGCAAUAUCCAUGAGCUCCGGGCUUGACACCACCCAUAACACGCGAAGACGGAAAAACUCAAAUAGGUCUAAUCGGGUGACGUGGGUGGCUAGCGAGGGUCUCACGAAUUACUUCAGACGUAUUAUACAAGAUGAGAAGUCGGGGGAGAUGCAGGUGUGCCACUCCUAUUCGGACUUCACGACUAUACCUGAGAACGGGCUGUGCGGACCGCGGGUGGACUCCAAGGGGCGUAGGCUCUCCUACCAGCGCGCAGUCUCAGGCGAGGACCCUGUCAACCGCUACCAGGACACCAGUCUCCGCAGAAGACCUCUGAUACCAGAAAACUCUGAGGCAAACUACGAGCUAUCAAAUCUUCUGGCUGAGUUCACGAAGAAUGGGGUUCCGGCGCUCAAAGGAUUCUCCGUCGCGAAUGUUCCAGAUGAAGCGUUUGCAUAUCUGCACUGGGCGGAGCAUCCUCAGAAUUUAGAGGAGUUUUACGACUUAAAAAGGAAUGCGGAGAUCAAAGAAGACUUCCCAACAAAUAUAUCAGAGAAAGAAUGGGAGUGUAUAGAGAAAAUAUUACAAUGGGAACGUAAAAUAUUUUGGAAAACAAAGUUGCCUCCGAACGAGGAGUCGAGGCAGGCUGUGAUCCGCGAGCUGGUGAACACGGAAGCUGUGCACAUCAGGCACCUCAUGUCCAUCGUCGAGGUGUUUAUAGCGGCUGCGCAUGCAUUACAAGAUGCCGGGAAAAUGCUCGAUGUUGACACAGAACGAUUGUUCUCAAACAUUCCAGAUGUGCUCAAUGCCAGUUUAUACUUUUGGGAUAUUACUAUAUAUCCUAUGCUCGUGGAUGCCAUGGAAAAAUCCACCCCAUUUAAUACUGAAUUUAUGUCCAUGGGCUUCUGCCGUUUUCGUGAGAUAUUCGGUCCUUACGAGAAGUUUGUAAGCGAACAAACUAAAGCUCUGGACUACUUGCGCUCUCUAUCAAACAACACAGACUUUCAAAUGUACUUAUCAUGGUGCCACAGCCAGAAGGAAUGCAACAGGUUACAACUGGCGGAUAUCUUGGUGAAGCCCAUGCAACGCCUUACGAAAUACGGUCUGAUCCUGCGCAGGAUCAUAGCACACACUGAUACCGAGCCAGAGCGUACGUCACUCAUAGCGAUGGAAAACUUCGCAAAAAACUACGUUUUGGAUUUAAAUAGAUCCAUACGGCAGCGUGAAGAACUAGAAAAACUCGACAAUCUCGCAAACUCUAUUGAGAGUUAUGAAAUUGAAUUCAAAGACGAAGACUUAGACAGAUAUUUCAAAAUGUUUUCGCAGUUGAAUUUGAAAGCUCCAAUGGUGAAUUGCUUACCAACACACAGCCGGUCGAUCAUCCAUGAGGGUGAUCUACGGUUCAAAGAUAAUGUUAAAGAGAUGGAGGUCCGCGUUUUUCUUCUUACAGACAUGCUGCUCGUCUGCAAGAAGCAGACAAAGGGCCACCCAUUCAAAAUGAUUAGGCCAAAAUACAUGGUGGAGAAAAUGAUUUGUUUUCCCAAAUCCCACCCGAGAAACGCUAAAGAGGUAGUUUCACUGUCGUUUGUCAUCGUGGACGAAGUGGGAUCUUCACAUAAUGGAUUCACUUUCUACGAAACAUCAAAGGACCCUAGUUCUCAGAGCUCACUUAGGUUGUGGGAACAAAAAAUCCGGGAGGCUCGGCUUACAUACGAUCUUGGUGUGUGGUUCGCUAAGAAUCCAUCUCGCGACCUUUCGGAGGUGGAAAUGGACUCUUCAUCAGAAUACGGUGUGACUCUCAGUGGAAGCAGAACGGGUGUGAAACAGACUUCGGACGACAUUAACAUCGAGCGGGAGGCGCGGGAGAGAGUGGCAGCCAUGCUGCACCAUCGAAGCAUGGGAGCCUCCACCGAGUAUGACUUCUCACAAGCCUCCAUGAACACCGACUCCUUUGACGCUGCCGGCGAGGCAUCCCACACGAGCGGCGGGCGGACGCCGGGGCUGCACAAUCUGCGCCAUCCCAUGCACCGCAACUCCACUGGCGGCAGCUCCAAGAAUUCGCGUCUCUCCAGCUUCCACCAGUCUACCAGCGCGGCGUCACACGACGAGCCACAAAGCGGACCCAGUAAAAACAUUUACCGCGCCGGCAGUUCAGUCGAGCAUCUCAUACCACCGCUCAAUCCCGACGACACUGUCACCUCCAUCACCGUGAAUGUCGUGAGCGAGAGUGAAUCAGAAACUGUGGUGCCUACGCAACAACAGUCGCCCCAGAAGCCUGGAUCGCGGAGUCCGGGAUCAGGCAACACACUACGAGUGCAGCCGCCGUCCGGGGUGCUGACGCUGGUGCACAGCCUGCCCGACCUCACUAUCGAGCCGUCGCCCCCACGGCCCCCGCAGAGCGUGCCAGGUCCGCAGUCAGCGUCGGAGAAGUUGUACCAGUCGCACCAGGAGCUGCUGCAGCGCAACCGGCUGAGCGCCGUGGGCUCGCCACAGCAACAUCAUCAGUACCUCAGCCCCGACCAUCGGGGUACAAGCUACCCGCCGCCCAGCCCCACCAGGGCUUCCCUGAAGCGAGGUCUGGCUUUCUCGUAUUCCUUCAAGAACCCCCCGCUGUCCAAGAUGGGACACGUGAACAGUCAGUCUCAACUUCAGGCGGAGGCUGGUCCUUCCACCAGCCAGCAAGCGAAGGGCGAAAAAGGCGCAUCGAGUCCGGUGAUUGUGAAAUGCCCAAGUACAGAAAAAGUGGAGAAAAAAUCUAAACAAUUCAUCAGCAGCUCAUUCUUCAGCUCGGGUGGAUGGCACUCGAAACUGGAGGGAUGACAUUUAAGAGGCUGGAGGAUGAUGACGUUUACAAGGAACAAAGGUGCGAACCGGAACUCCCCCAGCCCAGCCCGCAAGGACGACAAGGUUGACUGACAGGAAGACAACGAGGAGCGAGACUGAAGCUCGAAGAAAAGAAAACUACCCAUACGAUGGCUUUACAGAUGGUGCUCGUAGUUUUCUAAACAUUCCUUAGGACGAUAUUAUUAGUGAUGGAUUAUACGGCAAGGAAAACCCCCCCUUAGCAUAAAACGAUAAAAAAUAUUCUUAAUAAACAAAAAUCUUAUAGAAUGAGUAUCGAAAUUGUGAUUCUAUGAUUAAAUUAGUACUUCGGGUUUGUGACGAAUUUAAGCAAAACACAAAAUUGUGAAAAGUUUUAUGUAAAUAAAAUUGAAUAUACUUACUUACUUAUCUUAAAAAUAAAUAUAUCUUAUACACCAGAAGAAUUAAUUUUCAUGGAAGUGUUACGUAUUUUAUAAUUGUAUAUUUAUUUGAUAAAUAUAUUUGGACGUUGAAACUAACUAUUUAUGGAAACAAAUAUUGAGAGAGUUGAGUGACACUUGUUACCUAAUUACUUUUAACUUAUUUAUUUAAAACAUUUUAAAUAUAUCUUCUUAAAAAUGUAAUCAAGUUGUAAUUGCUAUUUAAGAUGAAAAAUACACAUAGUUCAAUACAAUAUUAUGUCAGAAACAACACUUUAUGAAAAAAAAAUACAGUGGGAAGGUAUGUUAGAGUCUUCGUUGCGCAAAGUGACCAUUACGGAUUAAAUUGUACUUUAAUGAUAAAAUAGAAUAUUGGUAAACAAUAGUUCUUGGAUGACUUAGAACCUUAAGCUAAUAUUUAUCCCUCGAACCUAUUUCUCAUGUAAAGUGCACUCCACACCUUAAGCGUCGGCUGUACGUGCGUUUUCCCGUUGAGUAUCACGCAGAGAAAGCGCAAUAGGCAGGCAUACUAAUAUAUUCUACACCGCGUCCUUGGAACAGCUAACAAAUACAAGUUGACAAACACGAUGUUAGUGUGGAUUGCACCUUCCAAUCUAUAAUGUAAAACGUAUUUCCGGCUCACAAACCUACCUGUACCUAUAAAAUAUAAUAAUAGAAAUCUGUAAUUAAAUGCAAUAAGUAAUACAUUGCUAGUAUUAUAAUGUUCGUUAGUGAUAUUAAAAAACUUCUAUAUUAAGAAAUACUUAUGCAUAAUCAAAUGCAUUUUAGCGAAGGUUUUUAUAUUUGGAAGUACCCGCUUAGUAACAGGCAGAGAAUGGAUGUAUUUCAAUUUAUUGAGGUAAAUUCGUACAUACCACUGCCCGUUUGAAGCGGAUCCCGUUGCACUGGAUUUUGCAUAAGUGCCAGAAUAGCAUCUGACACUAAUGUGCAGUAUGAAUGACUCGCGCGACUACUACACGAAUACCUACUGUUUGCUCCCCGGAGGUACCACACGAGCCUCGGACAUGUACGGAUAGACCUUUGGUGUAAAAUAAAAUGUAGCAAUAUAUUUACAAAUAAGCACUCGCCCCGCGAGACUUGGUAAAGUAAUAAAAUAGUCUUAACAAUGGUUAUAGUGAUUUACCUAAUACUAAUAUUUUCUUGUGAAAGUUACCUGUUGUGAUCUUACGAUAUUAUAAAAUGUGCCGUUGCGUCGCGUAGGGUCGUAUGGUCCCUGUGUGGCACGCUGCCUCCUCAUGUAAGUAAUUAUAUAUUAACUCCACCAGCGCCGAACAGCAAGAAGUCAGCGAGUCGGCAGCUCGUUGGAUGGAUGCGCAAACCUUACACACACAGUCAGUGUUAUUGUGUGGCUUAAAUAUAGCGACCUAACAAUAGAUAUAUAUAAUAAAGUAAGUAGGUCUUAUAUUAAUAGGUGAUAACCUCCGAACCGAGGCGGCGCUAUGCCUAUAGCGAGCAAGGACUCAAAACUUUAUAUUUAAAUGCAUGUUAUUGCCAAAUUCAAAUGAUUCUAUAGGUAAACAUAUUUAGGCUGAAGUUUCAGAAUGUAAAGUAGAUCUUGUGUCUUGUUAUUUUAAUAUCUUGAUGCAAUAAAAUAUAUUGCACUGUAAGUUAAAUACCGCUCAGAAGCAGGUACUUUCACAAAUAAUUAUAUUGUCGUAUGCUCGACAUUAGGUGAGAUUUCUUGUAUUUGAUAAGGCAGCUAUUGCGUCAGCCGACUGAAACGAACGGUUGUUGUGCUAUUUCGAGAGCGUUAUUAAAUUAGGCGGACUCUAUGAGAUGCGCGUUAAGUAUUAUUUGAGGAAUUAAUGAUAGAAAGUGAACUGAGUUCAACUUCGAAGGCCUUUUCAUGACAAGAUAAAAGUAAGACAUAGCUGUGCAUAUUUUUCUUAAUGUGUCUUUGUAGUGGUUCAGAAAAUUGUAAUAAUGCUAAGAGAGAGUUGAAUUUACGACAAAAUUUUGUACUCACAUUUGUACGACCAAUUUUUCAACUAAAAUUAUAUUUAGCAUUAUUAUCGCUCAGCAUGGCGUACAUGCAAAUAUCUUAGUGAAUGUUAUUUACCACAUAUUGAAACUUAUAAAAAUUGUGUAAAAAAGUAUACAUCAUGUAAUACACACAGAAAAGGUAUAUGUAAUAGAUUCUUUACAGUUCCAUAAUAAUUUUAUUCAGUUUAGCUAUUAUCAUUUGUGAUAUUCCAAAUCAAAGACACAAAUAUUUAAAAACGGCGCAGCGUAAGCACUUGGCUCGAUAACAGCUCUUUUGAUUUGGAUUAUUGCAUUUAAAUAUUUAAGUACAUAAGAUUCAGAAAUAUUAUUAGUCAGAUUUGAAAUUAUAGAUGAACUGCAAGUGUAACGGCAAAAGUAGGUAAUAGUAAGCAGUCAUAACAUAGCCUAACGUAGCCUACGGGUUGGGAGAUAUUAUUACCUACAGAUAUUUUCAUUGUUUACUUAAUAAAUUGUAAUCGUCUAUUUGCAUUUGUUAGGGUUCUAUCUAGAUAUAUGUAAUGCUGCAGACUCAAACUUCUGUAAUUUACCUGUCUGAAAGUCGUAACUCCUAUGUUCCUAUCCUGUUGUCCCUUUUGUGAUUUUAUAUAGGAUCUAUCAUGUUCAAAAUGUUAUCGCAAUUAGUUUUACAAAUACAAUCUGUAUUCCACUGACCUUAGAUUAACUAUAAGAAAAUAAAUGUGGUUAAUACACGAGGUUAAUACUUA
Molecule: messenger RNA, 7356 nt
Organism: Pectinophora gossypiella (pink bollworm)
Lineage: Eukaryota; Metazoa; Arthropoda; Insecta; Lepidoptera; Gelechiidae
Product: pleckstrin homology domain-containing family G member 5
Exons: 25
Coding region: 324-4205 (1293 amino acids)
Biological process (GO): endothelial cell migration; Rho protein signal transduction
Cellular component (GO): axon; endocytic vesicle; plasma membrane
Molecular function (GO): guanyl-nucleotide exchange factor activity
Source: RefSeq, a predicted model, not a curated record